AUGAUGAUCAUACGAUUCGUCGUCUGUGUAAUUCUAUUUCUAUACUUAUUUAUUCAAAAUUCUUCAGCUACUUAUCUUCGUUGUACAUCAAAAUGUACUCAAAUCACCGUUCCAUUUCUCGAACCAUUGAAAAUAUCUAACGAAUGUCAAGAUAAUAAUAAUCUUAUCGAUAUUUAUGAUUAUUCUACAAGCUCUAGUAAUGAUACUCAUAUUUAUGAUGGAUAUAAUCAAUCUGAAUUUCUUGUUCAAACAAUAUGGUUAGGUUUUAAUCAAGAUUCAGAGCAACCAAAUAUAACUGAUCGUAAAUAUGGAUGUAGUACAGAAAAUGAUUGUGCACGUCAAUUUUAUUUUAAUACUAUUAAACAUUUAAUUACUAAUGGUCAAUUACAAAUUGAUAAAAUUAAAUCAAAAUUAUAUAGACAAUCUUUAUUACCAAAAAAUAUUGCACUUCGUCGUUGUGAAAUUAAUAAUACAACGUAUAAUAGAUCAACAAUACGAUGUCAAGAUGGUUUAUGUUAUGUAAAUAAUAUGAAUGAAAAACAGUAUUGUACUUCUGAUAAGACUCCAACAUUUUUUAGUGAAUUUCGAUCUUAUUUACCGAAGUCAACAGCAAAGGAAAUCGAAUUAAUUGAAUAUAAAUGUAAUAAACAUUUAUGUAAUAACAAUGAAACGAUUGAAAUAAUUAAAAAACUUCUUCGUGAUUAUACAAAUUGGAAUAAUAUUAAUAACAAACAAAAUCAAAUAGAAGAAAAAUCAUCAUCAACAACAUAUCAAAUAGAAGAAAAAUCAUCAUCAACAAUAUAUCAAAUAGAAGAAAAAUCAUCAUCAACAACAUGUCAAACUGUAUCUAAUAUUUUAAUUAUUUUAUCUUUAAUUAAUCUUCGAUUUUUAUUUUAA
Rotaria sordida is the source of this 897-nucleotide messenger RNA. NCBI's taxonomy places the organism in Eukaryota, Metazoa, Rotifera, Eurotatoria, Philodinida, Philodinidae. The record is from the annotation of a GenBank genome assembly.